AAAACCCCAAGGACAAGCCCCAAACCCCCAAAUAACAAAAAAAAGCCCCCAAAGAAAAAAUUUGAACUGGUUGGGGAAACCCAAAAAGAAAAAAAAAAACCCUUUUCCUCCGGAAAAAAAAUUUCAAAGAAAAAGGAAUUAAAAUUUUUUUUUUCCCAUUUGUGUUCUUUCCAAAGCCACCACCUAGAUUUCUAUCUAUAUUUCUAUUCAUAGUAGAGUAUUAUGGUUGUGUUUUCAAACUUAGAGGAAUUGCAAUUGUUCUCAAUUAUGGUUGAUAAUACCAUAUGGUACAAUUCAAUGACAUCUUGUAUCGAGACAUCUUGUAUCAAGAAACUGACAAAGUUGAUCAUUCAUGGCUGUGACAAUUUGGAAUACCUAUUCCCAUCUUCUAUAGCAAUAGGAUUGUUGAAGCUUAGACACCUGCAAGUAAAGAAAUGCCAAAGGAUGAGAGAGAUUGUUGUGGCUAAUGGUGAUGAAGAAAAUGAAAAUUUGAUUUUUCCUCAAUUGACUUUUCUGGUGAUAGAGGAUCUUCAAAACCUUGUCAGCUUCUAUGUAGGAAAUUGUAUUGUGGAAUUCUCAUCCUUAAAACAACUACGAAUAUCGAACUGCAUAAGUUUUGAGAGAUUCAUUACAAGUUUUGCAAGUGCAAAUGUCAGGUACAACGCACCAUUAGGUCCAUUAGCCUUCAAGGAAAAGGUUGUGUUUUCAAACUUAGAAGAAUUGCAAUUGUCCUCAAUUAUAAUUGUUAAUAUCAUAUGGAACAAUUUGAUGACAUCUGGUUUCAAGAACCUGACAAAGUUGAUCAUUCAUGGUUGUGACAAUUUGGAAUACCUAUUCUCAUCUUUUAUGGUAACAGAUUUGUUAAAGCUUAGACACCUACAAGUAAAGAAAUGCCAAAGGAUGAGCAAGAUUAUUGUGGCUAAUGCUAAGGUAGAAGAACAAAUGUUGAUUUUUCCUCAAUUGACUUUUCUGGUUCUAGAAGACCUUCAAAACCUUAUCAGCUUCAACGCAGGAAAUUAUACUACUGUGGAGUUUUCAUCCUUAAAACAGUUACGAAUAUUGAACUGCAUAAAUUUUGAGGGAUUCAUUAAAUUUUUUCCAUGUACGAAUGUCACAUACGACACACCAUCAUUCUUCUGGAAAAAGAUUGGGUUUUCAUCAAACCUAGAGGAGUUGCAAUUGUGCUCAAUUGGGAAUAUUGACACCAUAUGGCACACUUCGAUGAUAUCUUGUUUUGAGAAACUGAAGAAAUUAAUUAUUCAUGACUGUAAAAAUUUGAAAUACCUAUUCUCAUCUUCGGUUGCAUCGGAUUCAGAAGGGAUGAUCCAACUCCUCCUUCCAAAACUAAAGAGGUUAGAAUUGGGAGAUUUGCCCCAGUUGAAGAGCAUCUGUUGGGAGAGGGCAGCAAUGGUAUGUGAUUCUCUUGAAUGGAUUAUAAUUCGGAAUUGCUAUAGCCUAAGAAGGUUCCCUCUUUAUCUUCCCCAACUUGAAAAUGGACAACCAUCUCCUCCUCCUUCCCUCAAACAAAUCGUAGUAUGGCCACAAGAAUGGUGGAAAUCUUUAAAGUGGGACCAUCCUAAUGCAGAGCGUGUCCUUCUACAAUUCUGUGAAAGAUAUCAUUCGUUUCCUUCCAAAUUAGUAGAAGGGCGUAUUAAAAGGUUAGAGUUGACCGAUAUUGAUGUAGAGAAUACUUGGGUGCCACCAUCCGUACAAGAAUUAUUUCUUAAUGGAUGCAACUACUUAAGAAGCUUAAAUGAUAUCUCUUCCACUAAAUAUGCAGAAGAAUUGAAGUGCUGUAGGAUUCGGGACUGCAAUGGUGUGAAGUUUGUUUUUUCCUCGUCCAUAAAUCUACUGGCCCAAAAGCUUGAGGCUCUGGAUCUUUUUAGUUUGGAAAACUUGGAAGCCCUUUUUGAAGCAGAGGCAAUUACCAAGUCACCACUACCACCUGACACUUUUUCAUCUCUUAAAACAAUAAGCGUUUGGCACUGUAAUAAAAUAAAGACGUUGUUCCCCUUUUGGAUGAAUCUCCAGAGUCUAGAAGAAAUUCACAUUGGAUGUUGCGAUCAGAUGGAAGAAAUAAUAGUAUGGGAUGCAGAAGAAGCAGGAGGAGAAAAAGAAGGGGUCAUUCUUCCAAAAUUAGAAAGUUUGAAAUUGAAAGAAUUGCCCGCAUUGAAGAGCAUCUGUAGCAGGAGGGCAGUAAUGGUAUGUGAUUCUGUUGAAGAGAUUCAGAUUGAGAAUUGCCAGGGCCUUAGGAGGAUCCCUCUGUAUCUUCCCCUGCUUGAUGACGGACAACCAUCUCCUCCUCCUUUCCUCAAACAAAUCAAUGUAUUGCCACAAAAAUGGGGGGAAUCGUGGUGGGAAUCGUUGGAGUGGGACCAUCCCGAUGCAAAGGCUGUCCUUCUACGCUUCCGUAACUUCGAUUGGUGACAUUGAUGAAGAAGAUGAAGAAGAAAUCGCCAAUUGUGACUCUGCAACAGUUCAUCUACGCCAUGGCUCAUCUAAUCGAUGUGGAAAAGGAACCUGAGAUAUCCCCCUCUAUCUCUUCAGGGGCAUCAAGGAAUUUGGAUACUUCUCAAAAGAGGGGCUCCGCAAUUCUCAAUUUGUAGUGCAUUGUGAGUUGUAUCAUUUUCUGUAACUGUUUGGCACCCAUGAUGUAGUUGUAUUAAAACCAAACAUGGCUGAUUCAGGAGCUCUUGGACGAGGUGUAGUUUACUGGCUAAAGGAUUCCUUAAUCACCGUUGCUUUUGAUAACAUCCCAAAAGAAGAUUUAAUCAGUCCCUUCCCUCUAGAAAAUGUGUCAAACUAGGUUUGCUAUUAAAAUUCUUCAACAGCUUCUCUGCUUCUCAUGGUGGCUUUAAUUGUUGUACACACCUCUUCACAAGCCUUAAUGUAAUGGAACUAGUAUAGAAUUCUCAGUGGGACACUUUCUUGAUAUUGAUUUUGUAAUCAAUUUUAUUACUAUGU
Messenger RNA from Rubroshorea leprosula, 2964 nucleotides. The record is from the annotation of a GenBank genome assembly. Lineage: Eukaryota; Viridiplantae; Streptophyta; Magnoliopsida; Malvales; Dipterocarpaceae.